AUGAUUCAGUUUGCUCCUUACCUCUGCUUUCGAUCACUUUUGUCUGCCUUAUGCAUCUUAGCUUUUGGAAUUUUUUUCGGAAUUAUGUGCUGCUUCAGCUUCACUCGCAGAAUUUUGCUCAAGCACCCUAAGUCGUUCUCGCUUGGUCUUUUUACUGAAGAAGGUCCCGAUCGCAAUCAAUUGCUUACUGAGCGCUUCUCAAUUACUUUUGUUGGCCGCGGAUGGACGAAUGCAUCAAUUGGUCAGCCACUAGAAGAACACGCAUCCCCACCUAAUACUGAGAUAGUCACUCAAAUUGAGGGACCGGGUAAGUCCACAUAUUUGCCUUAUUUCAGCGCUGACCGUUUUGUUUAUACCGUCUGCUGGCGCGCCGUCUAUUGGGCUUUAUUUCUGUGGAUGCUUCUGUAG
Molecule: messenger RNA, 408 nt
Organism: Protopolystoma xenopodis
Lineage: Eukaryota; Metazoa; Platyhelminthes; Monogenea; Polystomatidea; Polystomatidae
Source: the annotation of a GenBank genome assembly